Messenger RNA from Leptosia nina, 2049 nucleotides. Lineage: Eukaryota; Metazoa; Arthropoda; Insecta; Lepidoptera; Pieridae. The record is from the annotation of a GenBank genome assembly.
AUGGAGUUGGAGUUACAGGAGUCUCUUUUGAAUGACGAAGAGCUACAGGUACCGCACACAUCGAAACAUUCUAAACGAAAAGUAGAAAAUGCCCAAGAUGAAAAAGGUAUGGAGCAACUAAAGGAUGAUCAAAUGGAUAACAUUACAUCAAUUUUACUUCGUAAUUAUGAUAGUAAACUCUACGCAGAAGAUGAUACAUCACAACCCACUUCUCGUACUGCACCCAUUAUACCAAUAGAAGCUACACGUAAAAAAAAGAAGAGAAAGAGAUCUCAAAUAAGUAUAUGCCUUACAAAUUGCCGCUAUGAGUCCAUCCGUAAGGUAGCAAGUGCUUUUGGUAUGAGAGAAGUUUCUGAAGAAGACGCAUGGAAUUUUUACUGGACUGAUAUGAGUGUUUCCGUUGAAAGAGCAAAAGAAAUGAAAAGGUUCCAGAGAAUAAAUCACUUUCCUGGGAUGUUGGAGAUUUGCAGGAAGGAUCUACUGGCCCGUAAUUUGAAUAGAAUGCAGAAAAUAUACCCUAAGGAAUACAAUUUCUUUCCAAAAACGUGGUGCCUACCAGCUGACUUUGGUGAAGCACUAAAUUAUAGCAAGUCAAGAAAAAAUAAGACCUUCAUAAUAAAACCAGAGUGUGGAAGUCAGGGGCGUGGUAUCUAUUUAACAAAAUCUCUUAAAGAAAUCAAACCCACAGAUAAAUUAAUUUGUCAGGUCUAUUUAUCAAAACCAUAUUUAGUGGAUGGUUACAAAUUUGACAUCCGAGUGUACACUCUUAUUACAUCAUGUGAUCCCUUGAGGAUUUUUGUGUACAAUGAGGGUCUUGUCAGAUUUGCAACAAGUAGGUAUGCUGAUCCAAAUGUAAAUAAUACAACAAAUGUCUUUAUGCAUCUGACUAACUAUGCUCUAAACAAACACAGUAGAACCUAUGUUUACGAUUCGGAAGCUGGAAGUAAACGUAAGAUAUCAACGCUGAAUAAAAUACUGCUGUCGCAAGGCGUGGACCUCGACCGCCUCUGGCACUCGAUAGACCAAGUUAUCGUUAAGACUAUCAUAUCUGCCUGGCCGAUACUCAAGCAUAGUUACCAUGCCUGUUUCCCCUCGCAUGACAUGGUACAUGCAUGUUUCGAGAUACUUGGAUUUGACAUUCUUCUAGACCACAAGUUGCAUCCGUUCAUCUUGGAGGUCAAUCACUCGCCGAGCUUUCAUACUGACACACAAUUGGAUCGUGAAGUGAAAGAAGGCUUACUCACUGAUACAUUUACCAUGCUCAAUAUUUGGCAAUGCGAUAAAAAGCGGGUGCUCGAAGAGGACCGUAAGAGAAUUCGAGAUAGGCUGCUUCAGACGAAUAAAUUUCCAGAGUACACACCCUCGGAAGAGAAAGAACCAGAGAAGAGUCCUUGGCAAACGCAAAUUCAAUGGGAAGAAACACAUUUGGGGAAUUUUAGGCGAGUGUACCCAGUAGGCGAGCAGUACGCCUCACUAUUUCAACAACCUUCGGGCUCCUUAUACACAGGGACUGCCUCGUCACGUGCACGAGGCGACUGUACUCGUGCUCAGCGGGAAGAAUUUCAGCAAUCUAAAGCAAAGGCUGAAGCAUUAAAAAAGCCAUCGCAACCAAAGCCGCUGAAAGACGGAGAGAAGAAAGCUCCGGAUGAAGCUAGUACAGUAACCACCGUUAACGUCACCGCCACAACUAGCAGCGACAAAACAAAAGUGAAAACCAAGUCUGAGAAGGACCAAAAACGAAAAGAAACCAAGGAUGAAAAGAAACUGACUGCUAAGCCCUCGGUUGUCCAGCGAGUUGUGGAAGAGAAAGAACAGAAACCAUCUUACGUGCUAUGUUCCUUCGAACCGGAUCCCAUUGUUGAGAAGGAAGAAAGAGAACGUGUCAAUUUGUUAGCGCAGCGGGACUUUCUAAUCCGUAGCUAUGGCAUGUUAGAGCAGAUAUAUUUAGUAAUGAAGAAAAUGGGCACUUUACGACCUGAGGACGAACGGAAGUAUGGCGUAUACGGCCGCCUGUCUGUUGUCUCCAACUCUCCUAACAAGAAAAUGUGA